This is a messenger RNA of Octopus bimaculoides (California two-spot octopus), 2831 nucleotides long. Its product is annotated as acyl-CoA synthetase short-chain family member 3, mitochondrial. Gene Ontology annotation, cellular component: mitochondrial matrix. Lineage: Eukaryota; Metazoa; Mollusca; Cephalopoda; Octopoda; Octopodidae. Gene Ontology annotation, molecular function: propionate-CoA ligase activity. The record is from RefSeq and is a predicted model, not a curated record.
GAGCGGAGGUGAGCAGAUUUGGUCACGCUUGAAGAAGUUAGCAUGCUUCAAGAAAUAACUGAUUUACUUUCAUCACGAUGGCUGCAACAGCACUCAAAUUAAACAGAGCUGGAACGAUGCUUACCUGUCCACACCUGUUCAUCAAACGAUUUCUUACUCCAAUAUCUCUACUCCGGUCUCUUAAAGCUGGUCCCCAAUACAAACUAUUGCCAUUUAAUUUUCGAUUCUAUUCAACAAGUCAAUGUUUACUCCAUUCCUCUCCACCUGGUUACAUUGACACACACGAAGAAAGCUUUCGGCAAGCCCUGCAAGAUCCAACCACAUUCUGGGCUAAAGCGGCCGAAGAUUUAAUCUGGCAUAAAAAAUGGCACCAGGUCCUCGAUAACUCGAACCCACCCUGGACUCAAUGGUUUGUAGGUGGAGAAUUUAACACAACUUACAAUGCCCUUGAUCGUCAUGUGGAAAAUGGUCUUGGAGAAAGGGUGGCCUUGGUUCACGACAGUCCAGUCACUGGUCAAAUUCAAAAGAUCACUUAUUCUCAGCUUUUGGAUGAGGUGAAACAUUUUGCUGGAGUUCUAAGAAAACAUGGUGUUGAGAAAGGAGAUCGUGUCCUGAUCUACAUGCCAGCCAUUCCUCAGGCUAUUGUAACUAUGUUGGCAGCAGCCAGAAUUGGAGCCAUUCAUGCUGUAGUGUUUGGAGGAUUUGGUGCCAAAGAACUUGCCAACAGAAUUGCACAUGCAAAACCCAAAGUCAUUGUCAGCUCAAACUGUGGCAUUGAACCAACCAGGAUUGUUGAAUAUAAACCAAUUUUAGAUGAAGCAUUGGAACUAAUCAGCCACAAACCGAAAAAAUGUAUCAUUUUCAACAGACCCCAGGUGAGCUUUCUCUUGUUUAAGAAAGGCCUUGAUGUAUGUUACAUGGAAGAACUUUCUUCUGCCUCACCAACAGAUUGUGUACCAGUGCCAGCAAUGGAUCCCCUGUACAUUCUACAUACAUCUGGAACCACUGGAUUACCUAAGGCCAUUGUACGUCCAAAUGCCGGCCAUGCUGUAGCACUGAAGUGGGCCAUUCAAAAUGUUUAUGGUAUCAAACCAGGGGAGGUCUGGUGGGCAGCCUCUGAUCUUGGUUGGGUGGUUGGUCACUCUUUCAUAGCUUAUGGUCCUUUACUUAAUGCAAACACAUCUAUUUUAUUCGAGGGCAAACCAGUUGGCACUCCUGAUGCCAGUGCCUAUUUCCGAGUACUGAAAGACCAUGAAGUGGCUGGCAUGUUUGUUGCACCAACAGCUUUGCGUGCAAUUAUAAAAGAGGACAACAAAGGAAAACACGCUGAGAAAUAUUUCCCAUUUUCCAAGCUGAAGGCUAUGUAUGUGGCUGGGGAGCAUUGUGAUAAAACAACAAUGCAAUGGACCAAGAGUAUUGUACAGAAACCAGUUUUGGACAAUUGGUGGCAAACAGAAACAUCUUGGCCAGCAUUAGCUUCUUGUUAUGGUCUUGGAAUGAAUAUGGAGCCAUCCAUUGGGGUAUCUGGAAAACCUGUUCCUGGUUGGAAUGUCAAAAUAAUGGCCCCAAAAUCUUUACAAGAAACUAAAAUCGGUGAUCUGGGCCAAAUUGUUAUCAAGCUUCCUCUUCCCCCUGGGGCAUUUAUUUCUCUUUGGGAAAACAAUGAAGGAUAUAAGAAGAUCUAUUUCACAAAGUAUCCGGGUUACUAUGACACAAUGGAUUCUGGGGUGCAUGACGGGGAUGGAUACGUCUCUGUCUUGACAAGAACUGAUGAUGUCAUCAAUGUGGCAGGGCAUCGACUCUCAACAGGUGCUUUGGAAGAGGCAAUUAUGCAAAAUAGUGCUGUGGCUGAUGCGGUUGUUAUUGGUGUCCCUGAUGACCUGAAAGGUCAAGUGCCCUUAGGAUUGUGUGUCCUGAAAUCAGGUUUGACCAAGAAUACAAAUGAAAUUAUAGAAGACGUUAUACAAAUUGUGCGAGAGAGUAUCGGUCCAGUUGCUUAUUUUAAACAAGCGGUUAUAGUGCCAGCAUUACCGAAAACCAGAUCAGGAAAAACUGCUCGCAACACAAUCGCAGCUUUGGCAGCUGGAAAGGAAUUUAAGAUUCCACCCACAAUUGAAGAUCCAAAUGUGUACAAUGCCAUCAGGGAAGCUCUGCAGUCGAUUGGAUUUGCAAAAACAGUUAAUGUCGCUGGACAUUAAAGCCUUGAAUUAACGGAAAUAAUUCGAUAUUAAAUUUAUUUUUAUAUCAUUGAUUGGACAGAAGCCAUGUAAUAUACACGAUGAUAUAUAUUAUGAUAAUAUGUUUUACAUCUAAAAUAAUAUUCGGAUUCCUUAUAGUCAGAGAAAGAAUGUGUGUGUGUGUGUGUGAAAAUGUAUGAAGGUGAAAGCCAAGGGAUUAAGGUGUUGUGGUCAUAAUCGGUAGACCAUGGUUUCAAUUUCCAGACCAAAUGAUGCAUUGGGUUCUUGACUAAAAGCACUUUAUUUAACAUCUCUUCUCACCUGUUAAUGGAUAACCCUCUGACAGCUGGGGGGGGGGGGUUAACUGUGUGACAAACCAGUGUCUCAUUCAGGAAGGACUAGUGUGAUCUAAGUCACUUAUGUAACUAUGGAAACCUGGUUCGUUUCUGGCUUUCAGAGUCCUGACUGAAGAUGCAUGUGUGUAGGGUGGGGGUGGCUAUAUAAUUCAGAACGAGAUUUCACUUUAUGUAACUUAACCAAAUUUAUAAAUUUUUAACGAUAUCUAAACUCUACAUCGACUUAACUUUUAAAUUACGUUAAUAUUUCAGUUGUUACUGUUUACAAAUGGAAAUAAAAUGCAGUGAUUUUUCUUAA